GGGCAACUCUCUUCCCUCAACUUCCCAUUCCCUCCCUUUCCACGAGAGCAUAUCAAAAUGUCAACCUCGAAUCCAAGCAAUAACCGUGGCGCUCGGUCGCGGUCGCGCUCAAAGCGAUCGACUACCAAUCUCAGCAAUCUUCGUCUAGCACCAUUGUCCCAGAAAUAUACCACCAACAAUGGUCCCUCCACCGCAGGCUCUGAACACCAAGACGAACGGCCCAAGACGCCAUCAGACGAGGCGUAUGCCCGGCAGCAUUCUAGCUACCUUCAGGGCAAAUCCGCUCCUACCACUCCCGGAAUCUUGAGCCGCAGCUCGACCAGGAGAAGCUUUUCGGGUGGUUUGAGUCGGCGCGAUGAUCAAAUGUACGACGACGAGGAUGACGAAGACGGAGCUUAUACCUACAACAAUUCUCGGGCUGCUUUCCGCUCCAACUUAAAAGCAGAGGGUGACAUUCAUCGCUCGCAGAGCGACGGCACAUUCCUCACGACUGCAUCAGGAGCCACCACGCCAGGUGGCAGGCAAGGACAUCGUCGCCACCUCUCAGGUCACGGUCCUUCCUCAUCGAAGAAGCACCCGGUGCAUGCGCGCAGCAAAACCGGCACUUCCACGCCUCGCGCUCUCGACCACGACGACAGCUGGCUCUCGCACACUGGAUCGCGGACGUCGGCAAUCUUGCAAGAGAGCAAGGGCCAGUCUUGGCUCUUGGCUCGUGACCCACCACCGCAAUCCUCAGAUGACGAAAAUGAGGAAGAGAACUACGAGGAAAUGGCGGUCCUCAGCGCAAGCACGGCAAAGCUCGAAAAGAUCGCAUCACGCGGCUCUCAAGGCGAACCAGCUUCUGCAGAGCGCCGUUCACGGUGGGGCAGCCGCUACGGAAGUCGCUCGCAGAGCACUCGUACAAGCCGCUACGGCAGUCCAGUCGGCACGCGCACUCCUCGCCCUGGCCGUGACGCUAGUGGAUACUUUGAUGAUUACGCAACUAGCUACAAUACUGCAAUCACUGAGAUGCAGCAGCGCGCUUUCGUCGAAACUCCUUACCCACGGGAGUUCACCGAGGACCAAGCGGAGGUUGAUCGUCUGAGUAAUACCAACUCCUUCGGUCUUGGUUCUGUCGUCGACAGGCUGAUGAACUUGCGCGUAUUUGGUGCUGCAGGUGGCGACGGCGUCGAGACGACCGAUGACGAGAGCGGUCGCGACCAAGCAGAUGAUACUGAAACGGAAAGCGAAGCUAAGGACCGGAUGGCAAGGGAAGCUCUGCGCAGAAAGCAAGAGAAAGAGAAGCUCGCUGCUCUGCUUCCUGCUCCGACUGCCGAUGAAAACGGCGAUGGACGAGUCGGCACAUGGCAAGAUGCUGCUUGGUUAUUGAGUGUAGCUAGCAAGGCUUUGUUCUAGAGACGGUAGUUCGCGGAUAAAUGGCUCCUUAAUGCGAUUUUGUUACAGGUAUAGUUACAGUAAAUAGCUGUGAAUUCGAUUCGAGCGCGCUGCUGUCUUAUAUUC
Dissoconium aciculare CBS 342.82 is the source of this 1500-nucleotide messenger RNA. RefSeq lists its product as uncharacterized. Bases 58 to 1395 code for a protein of 445 amino acids. NCBI's taxonomy places the organism in Eukaryota, Fungi, Ascomycota, Dothideomycetes, Mycosphaerellales, Dissoconiaceae. The transcript has 2 exons. The record is from RefSeq and is a predicted model, not a curated record.